Molecule: messenger RNA, 2626 nt
Organism: Argiope bruennichi
Lineage: Eukaryota; Metazoa; Arthropoda; Arachnida; Araneae; Araneidae
Product: acetyl-coenzyme A synthetase-like
Exons: 16
Coding region: 392-2476 (694 amino acids)
Molecular function (GO): AMP binding; acetyl-CoA synthetase activity
Source: RefSeq, a predicted model, not a curated record
UAAAAAUAGAACUUUUUCUUCCAAGCUUCAGUCGGCUGACAAGGUGUCUCAUUGGAGGAGCAUUCUUCUUUACCUGUGACGUCAAAUAUGAAGCGAUGUGAUGAAGUCAUAUAAGACGGUAAAGUCUAUCGAAGAGUUUCUCAUUAGUAUUUUCGUUUUUCCCGCCGUUCGAAAGUUCGAACUUUUACUUUUGCGCUUUCUUCAAACUGUAAUAUCUUUCGAGCGACAGCUUGGAUAGAGGGUUUGCAAAAUUUUAACUGUUAAAUCUUUUUUAGUAUUAAAUGAAUCAUGAACUUAUUUUAGUAAUUAUAGCUCGAAGAAUUUGCAUUUGCACUAAAGAUUGAAAACAAUUUUUUACUUGGUGGUUCGUUUUAUUUGAUUAAUUUUCAAGAUGCCGGAUUUUGCUAUGAAUGGACAUCUAGAAAAAACUAAUUCUCAGUCCGGGAAAACUUCUUCUCAAACACCAAAAGUUCGCUUCGAAAGUUUGAAAAUAGAAUGCAUGAAUGAUUAUCAUAAAAUGUAUGAGUUAUCAGUUGAAAAUCCUGACAUCUUUUGGACUCGCAUAGCAGAUGAGUUUGCCUGGAAAACGAAGCCCAGUGAAAACUGCUGUAGUUUCAACUUCGACCCUACGAAAGGCCCAGUGACCAUAAAAUGGUUUGGAACUGGCGAAACAAAUCUUUGUUAUAAUGCUUUGGACUUCAAUAUUCAGAAGGGCCUCGGAAACAAGAUAGCUUAUUAUUGGGAGGGAAACGACGUACACGAACGGAAAUCCAUCACAUACAGGCACCUCCUGAAGAUGGUAUGCAAGUUCGCCAAUGUUCUGAAAGACAAAGGUGUGAAAAAAGGUGACAGAGUUACCAUUUAUAUGCCCAUGAUCAUUGAAGCUGUGGCCGCUAUGCUAGCUUGCACAAGAAUAGGCGCUGUACAUAACGUUGUUUUUGGUGGAUUCUCUUCAGAUUCGCUGGCCGAAAGAAUUCUAGAUUCUGAAAGUAGAAUCUUGGUUACUGCAGAUGGGUUCUGGCGUGGAAAUAAGCUAAUAAAUUUAAAGCUUCUUGCUGAUGGCGCCAUCAAGCAAUGCGAGGCAAGACAUUUUCAAGUAAAAACCAUUGUAGUUCGACAUCUUGGGGAAUCUCAGAACAAUAAUAUCAACGGAUUCAAAACACAUCGUGCUACCAAAACUACGCCAGAUAUACAGAUCUCCUGGGAUCCUGAUGUGGACAGUUGGUGGCACGAGGAGAUGGAUGUGGCACCUGUUAAUUGUGAACCUGAAUGGGUCGAAGCUGAACACCCUCUCUUCAUUCUAUACACAAGUGGUUCUACUGGUAAACCCAAAGGUGUACUUCACACCACAGCCGGUUACAUGAUAUACUCAGCUACAACAUUCCAGUUUGUAUUCGCUCACAAGCCAACAGAUGUGUACUUCUGCACAGCCGAUGUUGGUUGGAUCACGGGACACACCUAUGGGGUGUAUGGUCCUAUGCUGCAAGGCGCUACAUGUGUUCUGUUCCAGGGUGUACCAACUCAUCCUGAUCCUGGUCGGUACUGGGCUGUCAUCGAACAUUACAAUGUUACUAAAUUCUACACAGCUCCUACAGCUAUUCGAACUCUAAUGAAAUAUGGUGAUUCUUAUGUCAAAAGUUACAAUCUUGAAUCCUUGGAAGUCCUGGGAUCUGUAGGAGAACCCAUCAAUCCAGAGGCCUGGCAAUGGUACCACAAACUCGUCGGUGGAGGGAAAUGUUCUAUUGUCGACACUUACUGGCAAUCCGAAACGGGAGGACAUGUUUUAACUCCUUUGCCAAAAUGUACACCUUUGAAACCAGGAUCAGCCACAUUACCCUUCUUCGGAGUGGUUCCUGUCAUCUUAAAUGACCAAGGUGAAGAAAUCGAAGGACCAGGAGAAGGAUACUUGGCUUUCAAAAAACCGUGGCCUGGAAUGAUGAGGAGCUUAUAUGGCAAUUACGAAAGAUUUGCAGCUACCUACUUCAGCAAAUUUCCUGGGUAUUACAGCACUGGAGAUGGUGCUCGUAGAGAUUCCGACGGCUACUAUUGGAUCACUGGUCGCAUGGACGAUAUGUUAAAUGUAUCUGGUCAUCUGCUGUCUACUGCAGAAGUGGAAUCUGCCCUCGUUGAGCACUCAUCAUGUGUGGAGUCUGCUGUUGUUUCAUUACCUCAUCCCCUGAAAGGAGAAUGUCUCUAUUGUUUCGUAGUUCUUGAAGAGGGUGUCAAACCUGCUGCCGAUCUGAUAACGAAACUAAAGGACCAAGUCCGCUCCAAAAUCGGUGCUCUCGCCGCUCCAGAUUACAUCCACUUCGCAAACGCCCUGCCCAAGACCCGCUCUGGAAAAAUCUUGAGAAGAAUCCUGAGGAAAAUCGCCAGAGAUGACCGGGACCUCGGAGACACGAGCACUCUUGCAGAAGAAUCGGUCGUUCAGGAACUCUUCGACACAAGACCUGCUGCCCUCAACGGACUCUCUUGAAGCACAAAGCAUUUAUCUGUAAAAAGAAGGAAAAAUAUGUAGAUAGUGGAAAUUUUUAUGUAUAUAUUUGCUUUAAUUUUAAUAGGUUCUUUAAGAGCGUUGUUUUCUUAAUCACAUUAUGAAUAUUGGUAAUAAAACCUUAUUUUAAUA